AUGACGUCAUACGCGUUCUUGCGAUCGGGAUAUAAAGAACGACAAGAAAGUUUGCACGUUGUAACGAAUGCACUUGUAAGCAAGGUUCACGUUGUCACUGGCGAGAACGGUAAACAGAAAGCUACUGGUGUGAAGUACAUCAAAGAUGGUAAAAUAAACAACGUUAGAGCCAGAAAAGAAAUUAUUUUAUCGGCUGGUACAAUAAGAACUCCACAACUUUUGAUGUUGUCAGGAAUCGGACCGAAAAAUCAUUUAAAAAAGUUGAAGAUAGAAGUUGUAAAGGAUUUGCCAGGCGUGGGAGCGAAUCUUCAAGAUCAUAUGGGGCUUUACGUUUAUCACGCAAUUGACGACUACCUGUAUGCAACACAAUCAGUAAGUACAGUGUGUGAGAGAGUAACAAAAAAAGAUUUCAUGAAACUUCACAUCGGAGCAAUGUCUAAAUUAGCAAAAAUUUGGUAUAGGUUUAAUACCGCACUGUUAUUGGGAGUUCAGCAUCCUAAAUCAAAGGGUGCAAUUCGAUUAAAUUCGACGAAUCCGUUUAACCAACCUAUUAUUGAUCCAAAUUAUCUAUCCGAAGAAGAUGAUAUAAAGAUGUACAUUGAAGAUGAGCUAAACAGAAAGCAGAAACCUUUCAUUAGCUUGGUUCUCAACAGGCUAUUUUCAGGAUUUAGAAAGCUGGAAGAAUUCGAAAUGUCACAAACUAUGAAAGGAAUCGGGUUUCGCCUGAUAACACCAGAAGUAUGCAACGGAUCGCUCUACACUAAGCCUCCCAGGCCCGAUGAGUUAUAUCGAUGUUACGUGAAAAAUUAUGGUGUUGGAUAUCACGCAUGCUGUACUGCUAAAAUAGGAAAAGAAAAUGAUGAAAUGGCAGUCGUUGACGAAAGACUUAGGGUUCGAUAUGUCGAAAGCCUGAGAGUUGCCGAUGCAUCCGUCAUGCCUCAUGAGACUUCAUCUAACACCCAAGCUCCUUGUUAUAUGAUUGGACGGAAAGCUUCAGAAAUGAUAAAGGAAGAUUGGAACAUAUAA
This is a messenger RNA of Styela clava, 1026 nucleotides long. Its product is annotated as L-sorbose 1-dehydrogenase-like. Gene Ontology annotation, cellular component: mitochondrial inner membrane. Lineage: Eukaryota; Metazoa; Chordata; Ascidiacea; Stolidobranchia; Styelidae. Gene Ontology annotation, molecular function: choline dehydrogenase activity; flavin adenine dinucleotide binding. The record is from RefSeq and is a predicted model, not a curated record.